Chondrus crispus (carragheen) is the source of this 1734-nucleotide messenger RNA. RefSeq lists its product as hypothetical. The transcript is spliced from 2 exons. Gene Ontology annotation, biological process: DNA integration. Gene Ontology annotation, molecular function: nucleic acid binding. NCBI's taxonomy places the organism in Eukaryota, Rhodophyta, Florideophyceae, Gigartinales, Gigartinaceae. The record is from RefSeq and is a predicted model, not a curated record. The coding region runs from base 1 to 1734 and encodes 577 amino acids.
AUGCCCGAUGCCCUGUCACGACUCGUGUCGCCGAAGGUCGCCGAUGACCUUCGCUCCACCGUCGAGGUGGAUGACGACAUCCCCACUUUCGACGGGGGCACGACAGUUCGAGACGUAUCGAACGAGCUCGCGGACCACGCUUGUACCGCGAGCUGUGAUCAUCCGGCCGUCCAUGUCUUCGUAACGACACGGAAUCAAGCCGAAGCCCGAACAAGGUCGCGCGCACGGACGCGCGACGAACCGCGAGGUGACGACGAAGACCCCGCUCUCCAAGGACCCAAUUCGUUUUGGGAGGAGAACGACGAGUUCGACGCCGCCGACAUCCAGCGCGCCGAAGACCCCGAGGCCGGCGCGCUCGAUUCCCCGGUCGCCCCACCGCAGGACGACCUUCCGGCCCCUCUUACGAUAGAGGAGAUAGCCGAGGAGCAACGCGUGGAUGACUUCUGCCAAACUGUUUUGGCACGACAGUCAGAGUCCCGGGACUCCGCGUUCUUCGAGGACCACCAAGGAGUGCUCAAGCGGAGACACCCCUUCGACCCUGAUAUCGUACAGGUGGUGGUACCUCGGACGCUUCGCGCCAGGCUCCUUCGCCUGUGCCACAACCCGGCCAUCGCGGGGCACCCGGGCCAGAACCGUAUGUACUACGCACUUCGACGCGAGUACUACUGGCCCCACCUGGCUGCAGACGUAGCAGCCACGACGAAGACAGGAAAAUGGUUCCUGCUCGUGAUUACGGACCGCUUCAGUAAGCUAACGCAAGUCGUUGCGCUCCGCACGAUAACAGCGCACACGGUCGCAGUUGCGUUCUGCGACUCGUGGGUGUUCAAGUAUGGCGUCCCUCGCACGUUGCUUUCGGACAACGGCCCUCAGUUUAAUGCCAAGUUCUUCCACAGCACGUGCCGCGUUCUAGGGAUAACGAAUUUGUACACUUCGGCGUACCAUCCCCAGACGAACGGGCAGGUCGAGCGUUAUAACCGAACAAUCGCCUCGAUGCUGCGGAACUACGUGGGUGAACACCAGGACGACUGGGAUGUGUACGUGGGGCCGCUUACGUAUGCGUACAACUCCCACGUACAUCGCACCACACGCACCACGCCGUUUGAGCUCGUGCUCAGCAGGCCACCGCCGGAGUUCUCUCUCCGACGGGCGGACGGCGACGCGCCCCCUUCCAAUAGGGGGAACCAACGUGCCGAGUUCCUCAAGACCUUGGAUUCGACUAUCCAGAAGGCCUACGGGAGCCUGCGUCGGACGCAGGCUCGCUACAAGCGCGACUUCGAUAAGCGCAUACGACGUAUUAAUUCCCGGCUCCGUCCCGGAGAAUACGUAUAUCUCAACCCCACCGAUGGGGCUAAGACAUCGAACAAGCUCGCCUCGCCCGCUGUCGGACCCUACCGCGUGCUCGCCAAUGACCGCCGAAUCAUCACGAUCGAUCGUGAUGGGGUCACCGAGCGAGUCUCCGCCGACCGCUGCGUGUACGCGCCGCCUCCGAUAGACGCGCCACGAGCAAGUACGACGACCCCGCGGGACCUCGCCGAUAAGGUCACCGCGGGAACGCAGUAUGCCGUCGAACGGCUACUGAGACAUCGGGUUAUGGAAGAUGGAACCACGGAGUUCCUCAUCAAGUGGGCGGAUUACGACGCGCCCACUUGGACUGCGCGGACUCACGUCCCGGAGGAGUUGGUGUCUCGUUACGCCCAACGCCUCCGGAGACGUACCGGCAGAGACCUCACCUAA